Molecule: messenger RNA, 3266 nt
Organism: Mangifera indica (mango)
Lineage: Eukaryota; Viridiplantae; Streptophyta; Magnoliopsida; Sapindales; Anacardiaceae
Product: proteinaceous RNase P 1, chloroplastic/mitochondrial-like
Exons: 7
Coding region: 135-2732 (865 amino acids)
Biological process (GO): tRNA 5'-leader removal
Molecular function (GO): ribonuclease P activity; protein binding
Source: RefSeq, a predicted model, not a curated record
AAUAGUUUUUCCCUUAAUAGCGGAAAGAGAAACACUGGCCAAAAUUCCAAGGGCAGUUGUGUCCUUCAGAAAUAUAAAAGGCUGUAAUAUUACAGCCCUAUCGGUAUGACACAGAGCUCUUCCAACGGCCACACAUGGCCCCCUUCACCUUCAAAACUCUACAGUAUCACCAACAUCCCUCUCCACGUACUCUUUGUAAGUGCCCUUCUUCUCUCUAUCUCUUUAAUUCCCACUCUUUUUCUCACUACGUCACUUUCUCACCUCCCAAACACCCACUUUUUAUGGUUCAAAAUCAUGUUAGUAGUGUACAUGCAAAGUUUUCUACAACACACCAAAGAACUAGAAAAGAUAGUGCUCUUCCCUCCUCUUCUUUUAGAACUAGAGAUGAUAGGGCCAAUAAAAAAUUAGGAAAAGACCUAGUUGGUUCCGCUGUGGAGGAAAACUCUGGAAAGAGGUUUAUUAUUGAUAAAAAUACUAGAAGAAAUCCCAUUUUUAGAAAAAGAAGAGAUGUGGAUUCGGGGAAUUCUUAUUUCAAGUCUAAUGAUGAGAAUUUGGGAAUUAAAUCUUCAAAAACUUUGGACGAUGAGGUAGCGGAUGAAAAAGUAUUGAAUAAGAGUAGCAAUAAGAGAGGUCACUCUAAGAUUAGAGGGAAAAAUAUGCCCAAGGAAAGUACCAAAAAUGAUUUAUCAGAAGUUCCGUGGAGACUUAAGUUGGAUAUGUGCUCAAAGAGAGGGGACGUAAUGGGUGCAAUUCAAUUGUAUGAUAAAGCUCUCAAUGAAGGGAUCAAGUUGGGGCAGUACCAUUAUAAUGUAAUUUUGUAUCUUUGCUCCUCUGCUGCUGUUGGUAUUGUAAAACCUGCUAAAAGUGGGAGUCGGAAUCGAACCUUGGAUACUUUAGGCAUGUCUAAUGAAGUUUUAACUGUGAAUCCUACAGAAUUAUGUGAAUUAAGUGACCAGGACAAUGUAAAUUAUGGGGUUGCAGAAUCAAAAAUUUCUGGUCCAAACUACGAGCAAUUAGUUAAUGCUAGUAGUAGCAGUAAAAUGAUUAAUAAUAUUUUGAGGGAAAAAGAUAGCUUAAGCCAGAAGUCUAAUGGGUAUAUGAAUGCAAAUUCUCAAUUUUCAGAUGAUGAUCAAUCUCCUGAUAAAGGUAAGAGCAGUGGUAACCAAGAUGAUCAUGAAAUUCGCUUAAGCGAAGAUGCCAAGAAGUAUGCACUCCAGAGAGGAUUUGAGAUAUACGAAAAGAUGUGUUUGGAUAAGGUCCCACUUAAUGAAGCUAGCUUGACAGCGGUGGGAAGAAUGGCCAUGUCUAUGGGUAAUGGUGACAUGGCAUUUGAUGUGGUGAAGAAAAUGAAAUCACUAGGGAUAAAUCCCAGACUGCGGUCUUAUGGUCCAGCGCUUACAGUUUUCUGCAGUAACGGAAAUGUCGAUAAAGCAUUUGCUGUUGAAAAGCACAUGUUGGAGCAUGGUGUCUAUCCAGAAGAGCCUGAAUUGGAGGCACUCUUAAGCGUAUCUGUAGCAACCGGUAAAGGUGACAAGGUAUAUUAUUUGUUGCAUAAAUUAAGGACAAGUGUAAGAAAAGUCUCACAAUCUACUGCAGAUAUAAUUGUGCAAUGGUUUAACAACAAAAGAGCAGCUAGACUAGGGAAAACAAAAUGGGACAGGAGAUCAUUGCAGGAAACAAUGCAUAGUAAAGGUGGGGGCUGGCAUGGGCAGGGCUGGUUAGGUAAAGGCAAGUGGAAUGUAUCACAUACCACUAUUAGAGCUGAUGCAGUAUGUGAGUGCUGUGGGGAAAAGUUGGCCAUGAUUGACCUUGAUCCUAUUGAAACAGAGAGUUUUUCUGAAUCAGUUGCAUCUAUUGCUAUUAAGAGAGAGAGAAAUUCAAGCUUCCAAAAAUUUCAAAGAUGGCUUGACUACUAUGGACCUUUUGAAGCAGUGGUAGAUGCUGCAAAUGUUGGUCUUUUCAGCCAGGGGAAAUUCAAACCAUCAAGGGUCAAUGCCAUUGUAAAUGGGAUACGCCAGAUGAUUCCUUCAAAGAAAUGGCCACUUAUUGUUUUGCAUAACAAGCGUCUUACCGGGCCCAAGAUGGAUCAACCAGUAAAUAGAGCAUUGAUUGAGAAGUGGAAAAAUGCUGAUGCACUCUAUGCGACUCCUACUGGAUCCAAUGAUGAUUGGUACUGGUUGUAUGCAGCUAUAAAGUUUAAAUGCUUAAUUGUGACCAAUGAUGAGAUGAGAGAUCAUACAUUUCAGCUUCUAGGAAAUGAUUUCUUCCCCAAAUGGAAAGAAAGGCAUCAAGUUCGAUUUAGUUUUUCUGAAGCCGGUCCAGAGUUUUACAUGCCUCCUCCUUAUUCUGUUGUGAUCCAGGAAUCAGAGAAUGGCAGCUGGCAUAUUCCAAUUGUAUCUGAACAUGAUUAUGAAGCAGAAAGAAUGUGGCUAUGCAUUACACGUGCUAACUUACAUAUAACCAGGCAAAGUUUGGAUAGCAGCUCCAAAGGUGUGCAGCCAUAUGACCCUAAAAAAGAAGCAACAAGGUCAACUACUCCAAAAGAAGUAAAGGCAAAGUCACGUUUAUCUAAUUAUAGCACCUCUGGCAGUACAGAAAAGUCAACUCGAAAUGCAUACAAAAAUCUCACAAAUAUACUUUCAGCAUCCAUGUUUUCAAAUCAUCAGACGAUUCUAUUAAAAAUUGAGGCUGCAGAGAAACUCGGUGGAUGUGUUAUUGAUUUUCAUAUAUGAAGUAAAUGGAUAUCUUCUUAAGGGCCUAAGAGAUGUUGAAUUAGACAAACAAACUAGUUGGAAUCCUUUUGCACAUGAAAACCUUGAGCCGGCUCUCUGUCAAAAUCUAUGAAGCUCUCUUCUGCUGCACAUGUUAGUGUUAGGUGCCAUUCAUUGAGGCCUUUUUUCCACGCUUAGUUUGAAGGUUCAUGACAACUCUUGAGGUCGGUGAUUCAUUUAGCAUUAGGGUGAGAAUUGGCAUGUUCACAAUUUUGUACAUUUUAUAUUGUAAGUUGGUGUGAGAGUUUGUACAUUACCUUACAAUUUCAGCUGAAUGCUCUCCUCAAGAUAUUAGGGGUAUGAAAUUAUUCUCGGGUGUUCCGCAUGCACAUGCCAGGAUGUUAGAUGCUCCUAAAGAUUAUAGAACGUCCAAAUAAAAAGCCUUUUAAAAAUAGCUUGUUUCUUGUCAUGUUUUAAACAGUUCUGGUAUUCACAUGUAUUACAUCAUGCUAUGUCUUUAUUUAAUCACUCAGGUAGAAUCCCUGUGGCUUUGAA